This is a messenger RNA of Conger conger (European conger), 2319 nucleotides long. RefSeq names its product nucleoporin 54 (gene nup54). The transcript has 15 exons. Lineage: Eukaryota; Metazoa; Chordata; Actinopteri; Anguilliformes; Congridae. The record is from RefSeq and is a predicted model, not a curated record. The coding region runs from base 133 to 1968 and encodes 611 amino acids. Gene Ontology annotation, cellular component: nuclear pore; nuclear pore central transport channel. Gene Ontology annotation, biological process: nuclear pore organization; NLS-bearing protein import into nucleus; protein localization to nuclear inner membrane. Gene Ontology annotation, molecular function: structural constituent of nuclear pore.
UCGCAAUGAAGAAAUAUUCUGCAUGUUAACGCGGCUGUCUGUGGCUCGUCUGGAACUAAGUAGUCAGCAUCUCGUGUUUCUACACGGAGGGAAACAGCCGAAGCCAAGUUAGCCAACGAAAAUACUAAGAACAUGGCGUUCAACUUUGGCGGUGGUGCUACCAAUACUGCAAGCUCUUCGGGAUUUUCAUUUGGUUCAUUUGCUGCCAAAACAACAGCCUCUACUGGUUUUGGCUUUGGCACCACCACCACCACCACCGCCACUUCAUCUGGAUUUGGUAGUCUUGCGGCGCCUGGGUUUGGGGCUGCCACCACGACGGCUCCCUCUACUGGCUUUGGCUUCGGCGCCACGGCAACAGGAUUUGGGGGGCUGGGACCCGCCAGCACCACCUCUGGUGGGUUUAGUUUUGGGGGUUUUGGAUUAAAUUCGAAUGCGGCAGCUCUCAGCUUUAAUGUGGGCAAUUUUGGGGCAUCCACCAGUGCAGCCACAGUUUUCAGUUUUGGGAAUAGCCUGGGUAGCGCAGGUGCGUUCGGAGGCUUUGGGACGGCCACUACCUCUGCUGCCCCGGGGUCUUCUUUCAGUUUCGCUGCUCCCUCAAACACAGGGGGUCUGUUUGGAAACACUCAGAAUAAGGGCUUUGGCUUCUCGAGUCUGGGGCCUGGUACCACUGCCGCGACGGGCUUUGGCACCGGCCUCGGAACUGGCCUAGGGUUUGGGUUCAACCUCCAGCCCCAACAACAACAGGGGGGAUUAUUCGGGCAGCAGGCCCAGUUGCCUGCCCAGUCCAACCAGCUGAUCAACACGGCCAGCGCCCUGUCUGCACCCACUCUGCUGGGGGACGAGCGUGAUGCCAUCCUGGCCAAGUGGAACCAGCUCCAGGCCUUCUGGGGCACGGGCAAGGGCUACUUCAACAGCAACAUCCCGCCUGUCGAGUUCACCCAGGAGAACCCCUUCUGCAGGUUCAAGGCGGUGGGGUACUGCUGUGCCCCGGGCUGUAAGGACGAGGACGGCCUGGUGGUUCUGGCUCUGAAUAAGAAGGAGGUGGACGUGCGGGCUCAGCAGCAGCAGCUGGUGGAGUCUCUGCACAAGGUGCUGGGAGGUCACCAGAUCCUCACCGUCAACGUGGAGGGGGUCAAAGCCCUGCCCGACGACCAGACGGAGGUGAUCAUAUACGUGGUGGAGCGCUCCCUGAACGGCACCUCCAAGAGGAUUCCCGCCACCACGCUCUUCAGCUACGUGGAGCAGAUCAACAUCAAGACGCAGCUGCAGCAGCUGGGCGUGGUCAUGUCCGUCGCCCGCACUGAGCUCUCGCCUGCACAGCACAAGCAGCUGCUGCAGAACGCACCCGCCGGUGUGGAUCCAAUUAUAUGGGAACAGGCGAAGGUUGACAACCCCGAUCCUGAAAAGUUGAUUCCAGUUCCGAUGGUCGGUUUUAAAGAACUACUGCGCAGACUCAAGAUCCAGGACCAGAUGACCAAGCAGCACCAGACGCGUGUUGAUAUAAUCUCCAACGACAUAAGUGAAUUACAGAAGAAUCAGGCUACGACGGUGGCCAAGAUCGCACAGUACAAGAGGAAGCUGAUGGACCUUUCUCACAGAGUGCUACAGGUGCUGAUUAAGCAGGAGAUCCAGAGGAAGAGUGGAUACGCCAUCCAGGUGGAUGAGGAACACCUGCGGGUUCAGCUGGACACCAUCCAGUCCGAGCUCAACGCCCCCACACAGUUUAAGGGCCGUCUGAACGAGCUCAUGUCUCAGAUCCGGAUGCAGAACCACUUCGGGGCGGUCCGGUCCGAGGAGCGCUACAGUGUGGACGCCGAGCUGCUGCGUGAGAUCAAGCAGCACCUGAAGCAGCAGCAGGAGGGGCUGAGCCACCUGAUCGGCGUCGUCAAGGACGACGUGGAGGACAUCAAGCUGAUCGAGCACGGUCUCCACGACAACGUGCACAUUAGGGGCGGCCUCCUCAGCUGACCUCCCCGUGGGCCCCCCCCCCCCGUCCCAUCGCUGGACUGUGCCUACCCACAAUGCAUCUGUGUCACGCUCCUGCUGCAGCCCAACGAGCAUCACACCACGGCCCAACCGUCGAUCGCCGUGGUGACGGGAGGCCUCUGACCAGCACUUUAAAUCAGUCACAGGUGUAGGCCAAGACUGGAGCGCUGUGCAGACAGGGUUAGGUUUUAAAGUGCGCAAGCAUCAACAUCUGUAAAUAUGCAUUUUUAUGAAUAUUUUUUGGUAAUGUUUUGUAUUCUGGGUUUAGUGUAUGAGUAAGCCCAAAGUUAUUAAAUAAAGUUUCAUUUAAGAGCUGCUCCCAUUUAUCUGCAA